AUUCCCUGUAGUGGGAGGGGCCAGCAACAACUAUAAAAUGAGAAUAUGACAAAUUUUAUCUUAAAUUAUUUUAAGGACGUAUACAAAAUGUUUGGAGGAAGUACUGCCAUAUUGGUGUUUGUGGCCCUGUUCUUGGUAGCCCCAAGUGAAGGACGUUAUACCAACAAUGGGUGUGCCUGUAUUCAAGUAUGGGAUCCUGUGUGUGGUGUAGAUGGACAGACGUACUCCAAUACUGCAUGUCUGGGAUGCGCUGGUAUCCCCAUGGCUUGUAGGGGAGAAUGUCCUUGCUACAAAGGCUACUGAACAUAACAGAACCAACACUUUAAAGUAAUCUCACCCGUGACCUAAAUAUUUAGUGUAUUGGUCUCUUAUAACUGUAAAAAUGAAUUUCCUUGUUUAAUAAAAAAGUGGUAUUCUAAAUAUAA
Saccostrea cuccullata (small rock oyster) is the source of this 425-nucleotide messenger RNA. RefSeq names its product serine protease inhibitor dipetalogastin-like. Gene Ontology annotation, molecular function: protein binding. The record is from RefSeq and is a predicted model, not a curated record. The transcript has 3 exons. Bases 46 to 303 code for a protein of 85 amino acids. Lineage: Eukaryota; Metazoa; Mollusca; Bivalvia; Ostreida; Ostreidae.